Selaginella moellendorffii is the source of this 876-nucleotide messenger RNA. RefSeq lists its product as uncharacterized. The transcript has 2 exons. The record is from RefSeq and is a predicted model, not a curated record. Bases 1 to 642 code for a protein of 213 amino acids. NCBI's taxonomy places the organism in Eukaryota, Viridiplantae, Streptophyta, Lycopodiopsida, Selaginellales, Selaginellaceae.
AUGCGGGCCUACGCCUCAGGAUCGCGCUACCACGGCCGCGGCCGCAAGGACGGAUUAUUCGACUACGUGCUGUGCCUGCCAUGCUUCCACGUCGAGGAAUGCGCGGUGGGCCUACUUCAGCCACCACUGCAGCAACGUGGCGAGCGGCGAGACGAUGGGGACGGGACGCCAGGCCAGCACGCUGGGCGAGCUCAUGGCGAUCCGGGCCAUCCACGGGAAGCUGUUCCGCCGCCGGAGUUUGGGCACCGCGCUGGGCUUCCGGACCCGCAACAGGCAGGUGACCGAUCGCCCCGCCAUCAUCGUCUUCGUCCCGCGCAAGCUGAAGGGGUGCUCGACGGGCAAAUGCUACCCCGUAUCCUGCAGGGCCCGGGGAAUCUCACUUGGUGUGAUGUCGACGUUGUGGAGUUCUCGUUCCAUGGCACGCCGGCUUCGGCCCCAAAAGAAUGGGUGUACUCGGAGCUCAUCAACUACUUGCGAGGGAAUGGCCAACGCAUCGGUCCUGGAUCCCAGGCAGCUACCAUAGCCGAGUUGUUUGCUCAUAUGAUGCCCGAUGGAAAAGGUGACGAGCUUAAAGCUCUUUGGAACCAUUGGGCCCGUGGUGCGCAGCCGCAUUGGGAAGCGCCAACUAGGGUUCCUCACUAACACACACGUUGCCGUGGACCUCUGACUUCCCGUACCAGAAGACUUCCACCCGAUACCUCCUGGGAGGCUCGGGCAGGGCGUCUACCUGGGCGCCGUGGAGCGGGCGUCCUUGUUCGUCACCGACGAUCUUUGGUACGGGAUGUUUGCUUACUUCUGUUCAGGUCUUGCCUUCUCUCUCGCUCUCCAGCAAAUGCCGAAUGCUUGUCUAACAUUUGCCGCUACGUGCUAGAAAGU